Molecule: messenger RNA, 1204 nt
Organism: Cuscuta europaea
Lineage: Eukaryota; Viridiplantae; Streptophyta; Magnoliopsida; Solanales; Convolvulaceae
Source: the annotation of a GenBank genome assembly
CACGCUUACUCCUUUCUAAAUCCAGUAUUUAUACGCUUUAUUAAUUUCUUCCUUUCCAUCCUCCUUUCGCGUUUCUUUCAUUUGAUUUGAUGAAAUAUCGUUUUCAGAUUAAUCCUUAAUCUUUUCCAGUUUCUACUGAUUCUGGAAUUCUGCUACACAUUUUGCCUGCAAUGGCUGAUCAAGUACAUUCUCGCGACUCGCCGCCGUCUCCCGAAAACUCAGUCACAUCAGGGGCUCGGCCGCCAUCGCCGCUUCCUGUAAAGACGGCCCCGUCGCCCGGAACUUACGUCGUCCAGGUCCCGAAGGACCAAAUAUACCGCUACCCUCCGCCGGAGAAUCCCCGCCGUUCCAGGUCAAUUGGGGCUCGGAAGCGUCGCCGCGGAUGCUGCUGCCGCUGCCUCUGCGUGACUCUCUGCUUCUUCGUGGCCCUCCUCUUCGCCCUCGCCAUCGCCGCCGGCGUCUUCUACCUCGUCUUCCGCCCCGAAUCGCCGAAUUACACCGUCUCGUCCGUUGCAAUCAAGGGGCUGAACGCGACGUCGGAGUCCCCGAUUUCGCCGGAAUUUGAUGUCACCGUCCGGUCUGAAAACCCUAACGACAAAAUUGGGAUUUAUUACAGGCGGGGGAGUUCUGUCACGAUUUUCUAUUCCGGCGUUGAGCUAGGUUACGGUGAACUACCGGCGUUUUUUCAGCCGGCGGUUAACGUGACGAACGUCCACGUUGAGUUGAAGAGAUCUGAGAUUAUGCUGAGUAACGCCGUUAAAUCAUCACUCAUAUACCAGCAAAGGCAACAACAACUGAACUUCAAGCUGAAUAUCAAAUCUCCCGUCAAGAUUAAAGUUGGGGCCGUUAAGACGUGGGAAAUUACGGCUAAGGUUAAUUGUGACGUCACAGUGAAUGCCUUGAACGAUAAACCCAACAUACUUUCAAAGAGCUGUAGUUACAGUUUUAAGUUGUGGUAAAAAAUUAGUUUCGUUUUUUUUCUUUGCUUAUAAAAAUUAAAUUAAUUUUUUGUUAUCACUACUAUUAUCAACUACAUAAAUACAAAUAUGAAUGUUUAUAAAAAAUGUAUUUUCUAUAAUGACAAAUAUGAACAGAAAAUACACUAUUACAGUUUUACUAUAGAGAAAACGACGUUGUAUGUAUUACUACUUAGAUCCAGAAUCCAGAUUUUUGACCUAUUGUCCUUCACUCCUUAUAAAUUACG